Messenger RNA from Rosa chinensis, 2480 nucleotides. RefSeq names its product KH domain-containing protein At4g18375. The coding region runs from base 159 to 2075 and encodes 638 amino acids. The record is from RefSeq and is a predicted model, not a curated record. Gene Ontology annotation, molecular function: mRNA binding. The transcript has 8 exons. Lineage: Eukaryota; Viridiplantae; Streptophyta; Magnoliopsida; Rosales; Rosaceae. Gene Ontology annotation, cellular component: cytoplasm; nucleus. Gene Ontology annotation, biological process: regulation of gene expression.
GAGUAAAGAAUGGCGCCGUUCCUUUCUUACGUCAAAUAAAAUAAAGAAAGUCGACUGCUAACACGAAUCCUUAGUUUUUCAGAAGCUCUCUCCUCUCUCUCUCUCUCUCCGUCUUCGACUUAGCUGUAUCCCAAUUUACAGGAAAAAAGAAUUGAUCAAUGGGAGAGACGGGGAAGCGGUAUCGUUCGCAGAGGGACCGAGAUUACGAUGGCGGGAACAAGAACCAGAAGAGGCGGGUGAAUGACAGAGAAGAUAGGGGCGGUGGUGGUGGUGGUGGUGGAGGCGCUGGCGGUGGCGACGAGGUUGUUGUGUACAGGAUUCUAUGCCCUGUUGGGGUCAUUGGAAGCGUGAUUGGGAAGAGUGGUAAAGUGAUCAAUUCGAUUAGACAGGAUAGUAGAGCUAAGGUGAAGGUUGUGGAUCCAUUUCCGGGUGCGAAAGAUAGGGUUAUAACUAUUUAUAGCUAUGUUAGGGACAAGGAGGAGGUUGAUGUUGAUGAUGAGUUCAGUAGUGAUAGGGAGCCCUUGUGUGCUGCACAGGAUGCUCUAUUUAAAGUGCAUUCUGCUAUUUCGAAUGCGCUGGCUGCUGCUGGAGAUUCUGAUAAGAGGAGGAGGGAUAAGGAAGAGUGUCAGAUUCUUGUCCCGGCUAGCCAGUGUGCUAAUGUGAUAGGUAAGGCCGGGUCGACGAUAAAGAAACUGAGGAGCAGGACGAGGACAAAUAUUAAGGUCACUGCAAAAGAUGCCUCCGAACCAACACAUUCAUGUGCAAUGGACUUUGACAACUUUGUUAUGAUAAAUGGAGAAUCAGAAGCAGUGAAAAAAGCAUUAUUUGCAGUUUCUGCAAUCAUAUACAAGUUUCCUGCACGAGAACAGAUUCCUCUUGAUACAACAGUACCGGAAGCCCCUCCAAGCAUAAUAAUUCCAUCGGAUAUGCCGAUUUAUCAACCGGGUGGAUUAUAUAACCCUGCAGAUCCUAUUAUUCCUUCUAGAUCCCUACCUCCACUCCUAAAUGCUACACAUGUACAGGAUCUUCAUGGUUUUGCGGAUACAGGGAAUGCAUGGCCCAUAUAUUCAUCUGCUCUUCCUUUAGUUUCUGGUUUCAGUGUGGCAUCGCGAUCUGAGGAGUUAGUUGUGAGAGUACUAUGCCCUUCUGACAAGAUUGGUCGUGUCAUUGGAAAGGGUGGGGGUACCAUUAAAAGCAUAAGGCAGACUAGUGGUGCUCGAGUUGAGGUUGACGAUACCAAGGAUGACCGUGAUGAGUGCAUAAUCACUGUUACUGCAACAGAGUCACCGGAUGAUCUGAAGUCCAUGGCAGUUGAAGCUGUUCUAUUGUUGCAAGGGAAGAUAAAUGAUGAAGAUGUUGACAAUGUUUCUAUACGGCUUCUUGUUCCGUCUAAAGUUAUUGGUUGUAUUAUUGGAAAAAAUGGUUCAAUUAUAAAUGAAAUACGGAAGAGAACAAAAGCUGACAUCCAUAUUUCUAAAGCUGAUAAGCCUAAAUGUGCUGACGCUAAUGAUGAACUUGUUGAGGUGGCAGGUGAUCUCAGUAGUUUGAGAGAUGCACUUAUUCAGAUUGUUCUAAGGCUCCGAGACGAUGUCUUGAAAGAUAGAGAUGGUGGUCAUAACCCUGCUGUUGGUGCGGAGUCGGUAUACCCGGGUAGCACUGGUCUCCCUUUGCCAUCUGUGCUGCCUUCAGUUCCCCAGGUUGCUCCCUUAGGUUUUGAUCAGAGGGCUGAAAGUGCAAGUGGCUUGGGGAUGCUUUCUUCUAGUGGCCUGUUUGGAUAUGGAUCUCUGCCGAUGGGGGAAGAUGGCUACAGAUCAGUGUCUUCUUAUUCAUCCAAGCUAUAUGGAGGAUUGCCACCCCCUUCAACACUUGAGAUGCUCAUUCCUGCUAAUGCAGCGGGUAAGGUGAUUGGCAAAGGAGGGGCAAAUAUAGCUAACAUUCGGAAGAUAUCAGGAGCAAUGAUAGAGAUUUCCGAGUCCAAAUCUUCACGGGGUGAUCGUAUUGCUCAUAUAUCUGGCACAGUUGAACAGAAGCGGACAGCAGAGAACUUGAUCCAGGCAUUUAUAAUGGCCAUCUGAGUUUUUGGGUGCAACUGGCCAGUUUAAAGGUGAAUAGUAAGAAUCUUGGAAUUUUCUAUCAUGUUUCCCAUCCUUAGACCUUUAGGUUUGGUUCUGGAGAAGGCUUCUUUUCUGAACUUAUCCAACGUGGUUCUUUCUGUUCUCCCACUAAAGUGGGUAUUGAGACUGCUAGAGGAUUCACCGCAGGGUUCAUGCCUUCCAUCUCCGCCAAAUCUAUUCUUAAUCUACAAUGUUAGGUUCUUUCUUUCCAGUCAUAUCGCUUCAGCUGUCUAUCUUUCACUAAGAUAGAGUUCAUCUUUUUUUCAGUACUGUCACACUCUAUAACUUUUAUGUUCAUGCCGGAAACUUAUUCAAUGAUGACCAUAAUUGUCAAUCUUAUAAUGAAUGUAUGUUAUUUCCCUGGCC